CUAUUGUAUCUGGAGGUCAGGCUUAUCAUCAGAAUGAAAGAUUUACCCACGUGACUUUGACCUGUGCUGUGAAUUCUGGAAUUUCGAUCCUUCAUGUGUUUUGGCAGAAGAAAAUAUUGAAUUCUUACAUAACUACGAUCGGCCCUGAUACAAACAUCAAUAAAUAUAGCGGUAGUUCUCCAUCUAUACCACAUCUCACAAUAUUAAAUCUUGAUGGUGGCGAUGAAGGAGAGUAUACAUGUUUUGCAUCAAACAAUGUAGGAAUAGGACAGAGUUCACCAACACAUUUGUCUAUUACUAAUGGACAGCCACCAACAGUUAUUGUAGAGCAAUCAUCAUACCAAGUUGCAAUCAGUAGAUCAGUGACUUUGAUUUGCACUGCCAACUUUCACCCUCUGUAUGCUAUUACUGGGGUUAAAUGGGAAAGAUAUAAUACUGGUGGUUCUACAUCAAAUAUUUUGCCUUAUACUAGCAAAUACAGUGGAGGCAGCGUUUCGAUACCUUCCCUUACGAUCGUUUAUGCGGAAGAGAGUGAUGCUGGGACUUAUAGAUGUUCCGUAUCUAAUAUUUUUGGGACAGGAAUGGGAACUACCACACUCUAUGUAACAGAAAAUACUCAAAAGACAGAAUGUCCUUCUUCGAAUUGGUUGAUUUAUGAAAAUUCGUGCUACCUCUUCGUGACCUCAAGUCUUGACUGGUUUGGAGCACAACAUUAUUGUCGAGAAUAUGACGCAAAACUUGCAGAGAUAGAAACGGAAGCUGAAGACAACUUCAUUCGAAGGAUCAUAGCAGAAGCAUAUUCCGAGCAAUUGUUCUGGUUAGGAGGGAGAGAUGAUGACGUGGAAGGUUCAUGGAAAUGGUCGUCCGGAACGUCGUUUACAUAUACGAAGUGGAACUCAGGUGAACCAAAUGACAAUACCAAUGUAAAUGGCUAUGUGCAGGAUUAUUUAAUGACUAAUGCAAAUGGAUGGUUUGAUCAUGAAUCGCACAAUGCUGUCAACUAUAUAUGCGAAACAAAAGAGUAG
Molecule: messenger RNA, 1025 nt
Organism: Mytilus californianus (California mussel)
Lineage: Eukaryota; Metazoa; Mollusca; Bivalvia; Mytilida; Mytilidae
Product: C-type lectin domain family 10 member A-like
Exons: 6
Coding region: 582-1025 (147 amino acids)
Molecular function (GO): signaling receptor activity
Source: RefSeq, a predicted model, not a curated record